UCUCCAUCCUUCGCGCUUAUUUCUUCCCCAACCCACCAUGUCGAUGUCAAAGCUGCAUCCAUCGCUCCCUGCUCCGGUGGUCCACAGCAGCCAUAUGACAUCCUCGGCCUCAAAAUCACACGUACUGGCCGGUGUACAGGACGCGUAUUGGAGUGAUGAGGAGGCGGAAGAUGAAGACUGCCCGCUCUGCCUUGAGGAGAUGGACUUGUCUGACCUGAAUUUCAAGCCGUGUCCGUGUGGUUACCAGAUUUGCCGUUUCUGCUGGCAUCAUAUCAAAGAGAAUCUCAAUGGCCGCUGUCCUGCGUGUCGUCGUGAAUAUUUUGAUGAGGCCGUCCAAUUUAAGCCGGUCAACAAAGAGGACCUUAAGCGCCUAACGCAGCAAAAGAAACAGCGUGAACGCGAAAGAAAGGACCUUGAUGCCCUUGGGAGGCGUCACCUUACAAAUGUGCGAAUCGUACAGCGCAACGUGGUGUAUGUCGUCGGUCUCGGAUCACGCUAUGCAAAGGAGGAGCUAAUUCCGACUUUGCGCUCAAGUGAUUAUUUUGGGCAGUAUGGGAAAAUCACUAAAAUCUUGCUUGUGAAGCGCACUCCGCCCGGUGGGAGGGCUCCCAUCCUCGGGUUGUAUAUAUCGUAUUACCGGCGUGAAGAUGCCGCUCGCGCUAUUCAGGUAGUCGAUGGUGCUCCCUCACCUAGCGGUGGAGAUGAGAUGAUGCGAGCGAGUUACGGGACUACCAAAUACUGCAUUGCAUUCCUUCGAGGCGUCUCAUGUACGAAUCGUGGUUGUAUGGACCUUCAUGAAUGGGGUGAUGAAAAGGAUUGUUUCACCAAAGAGGAUCUGACCACAUUGAAACAUACAAUGAAGGAUAGUGAGAAUCGUCAAAGGUCUGGAGUCGGGAUCAAGAGAUCCGAAGAAGGUGCUGGGUUACCGCGUUCCGCUGGUUGGGGCACGAAACCGGCUCUCGGACCUUCGUCAGUGGGUAAUGCAGGUGGUACUUCUGCUCGGGGUACUCGCAGAGGUCACCGCACCACCAGGUCCGGUGCAGUGGGCGAAUCACGGACGCAACAAUCUCUUUCUGCCAGACAGGGAGCUCCGCCAGAACGAAGACAACCUACGAAGCCCUCAUCGCAGGCGUCCUCGUCUCGACCUUCCACACCUAGCAUUGCGGGUCUACCUCAACUCCCUGCUUCUCCCGCAUCUGCCAUUCAAACUGCUAGGCAGAAGCAGCGGAAGGAUUCUCAGAAUCCCUUACCUCCGCGCUCCCCAGCUUCUUCCGUUGCUGUGGAAUCAGAUGCAGGCUCUGGAGAGGCCGUAUCUGCAUCGCCGUCUUUGUCUGCUCCAAGAGUGGCUACCCCUCCUGUUUCUACAACGGCGGCUCCUCCAGGUUUACCAGCCGUACCUCCUGGCCUGAGUACUCCUCCGCCUGGCAUUGCAACGCCCUCAACUGCACAGACCUCUUCCCCUCUUAUUCGCGAGGCUUCGACUUCAUCUUAUCAGAUCUCAACUCAGGCCCAGGCGUUGCUUGACGAUGUUAUGAAUCGUCGUGAAGCACUACCAUCUUCAACGUCCUUUAGUCCCUUCCCGGAUCUUGAUCGCACCUUACAGAAUCUCACUGGCGGAGAUGGUGAAUCGGGUGGUUUUAAUUUCAAUUUAGAUCCGAAGCUUGCCGUCGACGAUGAACAGUUUGAUGCUCUUCCGGACUUAGAUAGUGACCAAGCGUUAUCGCCUGGUGGGCACUUUGAUCCGUUCUCCGACGGGCGUCCAGUCAAUAAUGCGUCGCCAUUCCACCCACCCCCUGGACUUUCGCAUGGUAUUAUGUCGUCUAGGCCUCUUUAUGAAAGUUUCAAGGCACCUGGAGUAGAAAGGACUGCGUCGUCUUCGUCAGGAUACACUGGAUCAUUCAAUCCUUUCGGAGAGGCGCCAGAGACGCCGUCUCAUACCUUUGCUCAACGACCUUCCCCAGCACCGGACGAUGACGCUUCUCGCCGAAUGUCACGAUUUGGUUUUGCUCGGGAAAGGCAAAGCUCGAGUGGAUUCCUAAAUUCUGGGACGUCCUCUCCACUUUUGAGUGCAAAUACCUCUUUAUCAUCUCUUUCGCUGGCCGAGAAUGCAAAUCCGCCCUCAGGAACGAGCUCACAUGCACCAUGGCCGUUCCAGAGACAGCAUGAGUUCCCGCCUCCACCAGGCUUGGGCAUGCCAACGCGUACAGGAACACCAGGUUCAACGCGUGGAUCUCCACUUGUCCCUUAUGCUCAUGCACAAGCGCUUCCUCAUUCGACACAACCAUCCUAUGCACCUCAGACAACACGCUUUCAACCCUUCGACAUGGGCUCAUCUGAGCAGUCUUUGAAGGACAUGUUGGGUAUUGGCCGUGGCCCGGCUGUGCGCACGACUGGAGCUUCUGACAACCAUAAUGUACUAAGCUCUUCUCGAGCUCCGUUCCAUGAUCCCGCCAUUAUGUCGUCAGUUCCAUAUAUGUCCGCUGCAGGGAACGAUGGCGGGUUCCACUUCUCUCCGCCAGACAGUAGUUUCUCAUCGGGCCUAUCCCAAAGCAAACCUCCCGGGCUUUCUCUUCAGCAUGGUCAGCAAUUCACGUCACAGCAUAACGUGUCUUUUCCGGGACAAGUCCCUUCGUCGCUAGCAUUCGCCAACGGAUUGGUGACCUCGCCCAUGAUUGCUCAAGGUCAAUCCCAUAAUCAAGGACCUUUGGUCUAUCACUCAUCACCACCAUCUUUUUCUGCAUCAUUGCCUGAAAAUGAAUCUACACCGGAACCAAACCGUGCUCCAUCUCCGAUGCUCUCGGCUGCUGACUUCCCGGCUUUACCAACCGCUGGUGCAAGCUCCGACACCCAUUCGCAACCGCGUACUGCUCAAUCAGCGCAACAGACCCGUGAUUCUUCUCCUGUCAAGGAUGAAGCCGUUCAGACAAAGUCGGAUCGUAAGGCUGCGAAGAAAGCAGAAAAGGCGGUCGAACGUGAGCGCAUAGCGAAGGAGAAGGCAGCUGAGAGAGAACGUAUCUCAAAAGAAAAGGCUGAACAGCGAGAGCGAGCUGCUAGGGAGAGAGCCGAAGAGAAGGAGCGACAAGCGAAGCAAAAGGCUGAGAAAGAGCGUUUAGCAAAGGAGAAGGCAGAACGCGAAGCUGAGAAAGAGCGAUUAGAAAAGGAACGUCUGCUUGCGAUGCGAAAGGUUGAAGCGGAUAAGGUGGCAGAGAAGGCGGCAAAGAAUAAAGCUCAGGCGAAGGCCAAACAAAGUCUAAAGGGUGAUACUGCGGAAAAGGCGGAAGGUUCUCGGCCAGCCACGAGCAGGACUCAGUCUAGCAGUGCUGCAGUCGAGACUGCUUCACCUAUGCCCAUAUUGUCAAAGAUGCCGAAGAAGAACAAACCGACGACGAAGCCGAUCAGGAUUCCGAAAGAGGAUGAUGUAGCCCAUGAUACGCAAUCCAGUGUUCCUUCCGCCGUGACCGCUAACUCAGAGUCGGUUCAGCUUCCUACGCCGAAGCUACCCAAUGUGUCCGAAGUCACGCGAUCUUCUUUAGAGACAGAUGUUGACAGUGCUGGUAUGACUCGGGAGUCUUCUGAAAGUGGUCCUGCGACGAAGGCAAAGUCCGUUGCGGAACUCUUUGAAGACAUCGACGUAGAAAAGGGACAAUUUUACCUCGACACUCAUCCCUUCUUCGAUACGAGCAAGAUUAAUUCGGCUACCAAGAUCUCACUGGAUUACAAUACCAUGGCUCGAGCGCUUUCUGCCUUCCCAGUCACCGGAGCGGUUUUCACGGACCACCUGUCCCCUCUCAAUGAUAAGACCGUUGCAUCAUUCCAGCAGCUAUUGGAAACAUUGACCCAAACAAUGUCGGACUUGGUACAGCUUCUUCCUCAGUCGACUUGGGGUUCAAUAUUCGAUGUACUCAGUCAGGAUUUGAAGAACUUGAAGCAUGAGUAUGCGUUGCACAGCUCGACAUCGUUCGACGGCCUCGUUCACGAUGAUUUACCUGAGGACGCGGAGGAUGACGAAGACCUUGAUACUGAUUCGCUUGAACCAUUGACCCCAACAGUAGAUAAGCGCGCGAAGUGGAUGGAGAUUCAACUGGCGAAACUGGAGGAACUGCAUCGCGAGGUUAACUUGGCGGCUGUGCGUACAAUUCUUGCAUCCAACGACCAAGGCUGGGACCCUCAUGGAUCCCUGCCGCAUGUGGGUAACACUUUAGCGCGGUUUGACCAGCUUGGUAUGGUGGACGAGGGUGGUCAUAAGCGGCCGAUGACGAGUGAAGAGCUAGAGAAGAAGUUGGUAGUAGCGAAGGAGGCUGCGGUGUUUGCUGAGGCAGAAUUGCGAGAGGCGAUGCAGGCAAUGUCGGUGAACAAGCCUUGAAGUGAGAGGUUGGACUUUCGCCGGGAGGGAACUACUUAAUUAC
Messenger RNA from Fomitiporia mediterranea MF3/22, 4406 nucleotides. RefSeq lists its product as uncharacterized. The transcript has 9 exons. NCBI's taxonomy places the organism in Eukaryota, Fungi, Basidiomycota, Agaricomycetes, Hymenochaetales, Hymenochaetaceae. Gene Ontology annotation, biological process: protein ubiquitination. Gene Ontology annotation, cellular component: CCR4-NOT complex. Gene Ontology annotation, molecular function: ubiquitin-protein transferase activity; nucleic acid binding. The coding region runs from base 38 to 4363 and encodes 1441 amino acids. The record is from RefSeq and is a predicted model, not a curated record.